AUGGCACUCGACAAUAACAAGAGGAUAAAGCAUUCCGCAAGUGAAAUGCAGAAAUUAAUGGACAAUAAAGAACUGUUCCUUGAAUCCCAGGCCUCAGAUCAGGACAUCCAGACAAGGUCCGAGGCUCUAAACAGUUCAAUCAAAACAUGGUCUGUGAGCUUCAUGAGACAGAAGGAGGACCCCGUGUUCCAUAAGAAGUGGUUUUCGGCCUAUUUGGAUAUUGCGCCAUCAUGCCAAGUGACACAGCAUCUCGAGCGUUUCCCAGUUGCGACACAGUCCAGCGAGACACCUCCACCCCCAGAGAGUCUCGAUCUUUGGCUUCGAGGAGUGGAACGGAAGAGUCUAGAUGCGUUAGAGAUGAAACUAUUCUGUGCAGACCCAAGACAGAUGAGCCCACGGGCUUUCAGCGACUGGAGAGCCUUCACGGUAGGCCUGUUAUCUAAGACGAAUACGGACGCGAGGCUCGCAGAGGGGUCGAUCGAGCGAAUCAAUACUAGUGUUCAGGAUGUCAUGAUCCUUGUCGAAGCAUGGGCGCAACCUGCCAAGCUUCAAUAUCUCGAAGAUGACUUAUGUGCAAUAUUUUUGGAGGCUGUCGAACUGUCCCGAAUCCUGCGCAGGCAACGGUGGCUCUGGGCAUCGACGGCAUGCAUACCCAGCGAGGAGCUGCAGACGAGCGUCGGACGGGAAGUCGUCCGGUCUAGGAGAAAAACCUGCCGGUUCCUGGAAACGAACUUCGUGGUCUCGCAGACGGGUGGUGAGGCUUUUGUGGAAAGGGGCAACGUGCUUACUGUGCAGGUGGUCAGUUAUCUGCGAACCUCAUGGGCAUAUUGCACAGCGGCACCGCUGGGAAAGGGUGAGAUUUUGCGACUGCUCCCAAAUGAGGCUACAUGCUUCAAACACAUCGUCGAUGGACUUGCCAUCGCCAACAACUGGGAUUGA
Molecule: messenger RNA, 939 nt
Organism: Penicillium daleae
Lineage: Eukaryota; Fungi; Ascomycota; Eurotiomycetes; Eurotiales; Aspergillaceae
Exons: 4
Coding region: 1-939 (312 amino acids)
Source: RefSeq, a predicted model, not a curated record